GCGGACGACACGCUGAUGUUGGUUAUCGUGCAAGCAAGACACAUUUUACACCUCUAGCUAGGUAGCUAGAUUGUUUAACAUCUUGGUUUUACUUGCUACGUUAUAUAUUAGACGAUUUGCGGACGAGUACAAUACAGUACAGUAGAUUAUAGAUAGCUACACAACCACUAGUUUGCCCUGCAAUCAACAUUAAUUCACUCAUUGGUAAGUCGACACAUAGGCUAGCUUCUUGCUAACCCCUUUUAAGGAAUUAACUAGCUAAAGUUAUGCUAGCCAGACACAUAUUUAUACAAAUAUAUUCAUUAUUCAAGGUAAGUAUGUAGCUAACUAACUUAGAAUGGACAACAAGUUAUUUUGGUUUGUAAAAGUUGGCUAGCUAGCAAGCUAACGUUAGCUAGCUAGCUAACCUUUCAUUUAACUGUGUCUAUCAUGUUACAGCAAAUCCAAUAUGCCACAUAAGCGUCGUUCCCAGUCUUCUUGGACAGAGUUGAAAAAAACAGGCAACGAAUGCUUUAAAGCUGGACAGUAUGGGGAGGCUGUCUGUCUUUACAGCCAGGCGAUCAAAGAAGUGGAGAAAUCAGGUAGGCAGCUAACUAGUCCUCUAACCAGUCACAAGAAUCGGCUCAAUGUUCUAGAUUAUAAUCUAGUGUUUUCUCAGAUCUAGCUACGUGUGUUUCUAUAUUGUGCAUAAUUUAAGACACGUUUUCUGAAACCAGCACAAGCCUGCCAUGUUCUGAUACAUUGUUACCACUGUAAAUUAAUUUACAGGAAAGAAGAAUCCAGAGGAUCUUAGUAUCCUGUAUUCUAACCGUGCAGCCAGUUAUCUGAAGGAUGGAAAUUGUGGGGAGUGUGUGAAGGACUGCACAGUGUAAGUAGCCUACAUUGUGGACAUGAUGUUUAGUGGUAGGCCACGCAGACCUGUAUCUUCUGCUUGACAGGUAGUUUUAGCCCAAUAUUGGACUGAAGGUGCCCAAUGUUACUCCUUAGUCCAAGGACCUUACAUGUUCUGUUUAAAGGGCGAAUUGGCUCUGGAAGCCAAAACAGCCAAAUACUCCAUCAAAACGUGAAUCAAUUCUCAAUUGCGGUACAGUUCUACAAACAUAAAUCCCUCACAUCAAAAUAAUUUCACAAAUGCAAAAUACAGUGUACACUGUUUUAACCGGUUUUAACACAGUUGCAGCUGACAGUAUUUUUCAGUGACAACACGUUUGUGGUGUUUGUCUUCAGUUUACACAGAGUUGUUCGGAGACGCAGAUAGCUAAUUAGCACAGGUAGUCCACUCUGUGUUUCAUCUGUUUUCCUUAAACAAACGCUGUAACUUGGAAAUAUGGCUGUGUGGAAGCCUAACCCUCUAACCAAUUCUACUAUUGUGUGUUUUUUGGCGUUAUUUGUAAUUUAUUCUGUACAUAAUGUUUCUGCCACCGUCUGUUGUGACCAAAAAGAGCUUCUGGAUAUCAGGACAGCGAUUACUCACCUCGUAUUGGACGAAGAUUUUUUGUUCAACGAGUCGGACGCGAAGGAUAAUCUACAGACACCCGACAAGGCCCAAAUCCCUGUCAUUCGCAUGAGAAAGAGACAGAGAUAUCGUGGACGUAGGUCGGGGUGCCUUGUAAGGAUCCGACGGCGAGCGAGUAAUCUGCCUCUUCCAUCAGUCCUAUUAGCCAAUGUUCAAUCAUUUGAAAAUAAGGUAGACAACCUAAGAUUACAGUUAUCCUACCAACGGGACAUUAAAAACUGUAAUAUCUUAUGUUUCACCGAGUCGUGGCUGAACGACAACAUUGAUAACAUACAGCUGCGGGAUAUACGGUAAGACAAGGGGUGGCGGUCUGUGUAUAUUUGUAAACAACAGCUGGUGCAAAAAAUCUAAUACUAACGAAGUCUCAAGGUUUUGCUUGCCUGAGGUAGAGUAUCUCAUGAUAAGCUGUAGACCACACUAUUUACCAAGAGAGUUUUCUUCUAUAUUAUUCGUAGCUGUCUAUAUACCACCACAAACCAAUGCUGGCACUAAGACUGCACUCAAUGAGCUGUAUAAGGCCAUAAGUAAACAGGAAAACGCUCAUCCAGAGGCAGUGGUCCUAGUGGCCGGGGACUUUAAUGCAGGGAAACUUAAAUCCGUUCUACCUAAUUUCUACCAGCAUGUUAAAUGUGCAACCAGAGGGAAAAAAAAACUCUAGACCACCUUUACUCCACACACAGAGACGCAUACAAAGCUCUCCCUCGCCCUCCAUUUGGCAAAUCCGACCAUACCUCUAUCCUCCUGAUUGCUGCUUAUAAGCAAAAACUAAAGUAGGAAGCACCAGUGACUCAGUUAAUAAAAAAAGUGGUCAGAUGACGCAGAUGCUAAGCUACAGGACUGUUUUGCUAGCACAGACUGGAAUAUGUUCUGGGAUUCUUCAGAUAGCAUUGAGGAGUACGCCACAUCAGUCACUGGCUUCAUCAAUAAGUGCAUCGAUGACGUCGUCCCCACAGUGACCGUACGUACAUACCCCAACCAGAAGCCAUGGAUUACAGGCAACAUCCGCACUGAGCUAAAGGCUAGAGCUGCCGCUGUCAAGGAGCACCAGCUGUUCAGGAUGACUAUGUGGUCAACAUUCACAAGGCCGCAGGGCCAGACGGAUUACCAGGACGUGUACUCUGAGCAUGUGCUGACCAACUGGCAAGUGUCUUCACUGACAUUUACAACAUGUCCCUGACUGAGUCUGUAAUACCAACAUGUUUCAAGCAGACCACCAUAGUCCCUGUGCCCAAGGGCACUAAGAUAACCUGCCUAAAUGACUACCGACCCGUAGCACUCACGUCUGUAGCCAUGAAGUGCUUUGAAAGGCUUGUCAUGGCUCACAUCAACACCAUUAUCCCAGAAACCCUACACCCACUCCAAUUUGCAUACUGCCCCAACAGAUCCACAGAUGAUGCAAUCUCUAUUGCACUCCACACUGCCUUUUCCCACCUGGACAAGAGGAACACCUACGUGAGAAUGCUAUUCAUUGACUACAGCUCAGCGUUCAACACCAUAGUGCCCUCAAAGCUCAUCACUAAGCUAAGGAUCCUGGGACUAAACACCUCCCUCUGCAACUGGAUCCUGGACUUCCUGACGGGCCGCCCCCAGGUGGUAAGAGUAGGUAACAACACAUCCGCCACGCUGAUCCUCAACACGGGGGCCCCUCAGGGGUGCGUGCUCAGUCCCCUCCUGUACUCCCUGUUCACCCAUGACUGCAUGGCCAGGCACGACUCCAACACCAUCAUUAAGUUUGCCGACAACACAAUAGUGGUAGGCCUGAUCACCGACAACGAUGAGACAGCCUAUAGGGAGGAGGUCAGAGACCUGGCCGUGUGGUGCCAGGAUAACAACCUCUCCCUCAGCGUGAUCAAGACAAAGGAGAGGACUGAGCACGCCCCCAUUCUCAUCGACGGGGAUGUAGUGGAACAGGUUGAGAGCUUGAAGUUCCUUGGUGUCCACAUCACCAACGAACUAUCAUGGUCCAAACACUCCAAGUCGUGAAGAGGGCACGACAAAGCCUAUUCCCCCUCAGGAGACUGAAAACAUUUGUCAUGGGUCCUCAGAUCCUCAAAAAGUUAUACAGCUGCACCAUCGAGAGCAUCCUGACUGGUUGCAUCACCACCUGGUAUGGCAACUGCUCUGCCUCCGACCGCAAGGCACUACAGAGGGUAGUGCGUACGGCCUAGUACAUCACUGGGGCCAAGCUUCCUGACAUCCAGGACCUUUAUACCAGGCGGUGUCAGAGGAAGGCCCUCAAAAUUGUCAAAGACUCCAGCCACCCUAGUCCAUAGACUGUUCUCUCUGCUACCGCAUGGCAAGCGGUACCGGAGCGCCAAGUCCAAAUGGCUUCUCAACAGCUUCUACCCCCAAGCCAUAAGACUCCUGAACAGCUAAUCAUGGCUACCCGGACAAUUUGCACUGCACCCCCACCCCCACCCUCUCCCCCUUUUUUACUCUGCUGCUACUCUUUAUAUUAUUUAUGCAUAGUCACUUUAACUCUACCCACAUGUACAUAUUACCUCAAUUAGCUCGACUAGCCGGUGCCCCCGCACAUUGACUCUGCACUGGUACCCCCCUGUAUAUAGCCUCCCUACUGUUAUUUUAUUUUACUGCUGCUCUUUAGUGAUUCGCUUUUAUUUAUUUUUUGCUUAACACUUUUUGUAUUUGUUUUACUUUGCAUUGUUGGUUAAGGACUUGUAAGUAAGCAUUUCACUGUAAUGUCUACACCUGUUGUAUUCGGCGCAUGUGGCAAAUACAAUUUGAUUGGAUUUGAUCAUUUGAUUUAUCAAUUUAACCUUUUUUAAAUUUUUAUUAUUAUUAUUUCUUGCCGAUAUGAAAGAUAAGGUCCUUAUUCUUCCAAAACCGUACGGCAAGCAAUGCGUGUUAAUAUUCAGACCGAGCGUCGUGGCUCUUAACAAAACUCCCCCCUACAGAAGACUCCUUCGUCCAAUGAUUUUUAUGUGUAAUGUAAUGGAACUGAGAGUCAUGAUCAGGGCUACAGGUGGUUCAUACUGGUGAAGUAACACUAUUACCUAAAAUGUAUCAACAUAUUUUCCCAAUACUCUAGUAGCUCAUUACUUUGUGUGUUGUUGAAUAGGUUCUGUCUUUUUUGUACUUGCUACAGCAGCAACACUCAUACCUAAAACAUUUUUUAUUUUAUAGAUCUCUUGACCUGGUUCCGUUUGCCAUCAAGCCUCUCCUUCGCCGGGGUGCAGCAUAUGAAGCACUUGAGAGAUACAGGUUAGCCUACGUGGACUACAAGACGGCCUUACAGAUAGACUGUAACAUACCUGCAGCCCAAGAUGGUACCAACAGGUAAAACAUAUCCAUUUGAACUUAUUCUUGUUCACUAAAAGCCUUUCAAGUCCUUUAACUUCUGGAAACUUCUCUAUGUCACGCAUAGAGGACAUAAUCAAGAUAGUGGAAUGUACAACUGGAUAACCCCCUUUCCUUCCAGAAUGACAAAGUGUCUGACAGAGGUGGAUGGACAAUCAUGGCGAGAGAAGCUCCCACCCAUUCCCACUGUUCCAAUGGCCGUCAAAGAAAAAUUGUCUCAGGCAACACGCCAACAAACGACGCACAAUGGCACCAGAGAAAAAGAUACAUCUGGUUUGUCUUUCAUAUGAUUCAGUCUUGUUUUGCUGUCCAAAUAUGAAUGGAAACAGAAAACUGUUAAUAAUCUUCUUUGCACAACCUGUAACAGAAAUAUACACAAAAGUGUACAAAGUAGUGUCAUAAAUAAGAUGUCUAUUUUUUUUCUUUCAGUCCCAGGAGAGGAUGUCAUUAAAAAAGCCCUAUGCCUGAAAGAGGAAGGCAAUGCACUGGUGAAAAAAACUGAGUACAAGAAAGCCAUAGAGAAAUACACUCAGAGCCUCAAACACAAUUCCUCAGAAAUCACAACGUACACAAAUAGGUGAGGCUUAUAAUGUCUAUCUGGUGUGUAGACAAAUGCCAAAGAAACCUUUGGAGUGGUAUUCCCAUCUCUGCAUUGUCAUAUAAUUCUGUAAAAUGUUAUUGCCCAGCUCCUGUCAGACUUGGGAUGUGCAUAAUUUCUAUAUGGGGACUAAUUUGUGCCUUUGUACUAAACAGGGCACUCUGCUACCUCUCUGUGAAGAUGUACAAGGAGGCAGUGCGAGAUUGUGAAGCAGCCCUGCAGCUCGACUCUGCUAAUAUCAAGGCACUGUACAGACGAGCUCAAGCACACAAGGAGCUGAAAGUAAGAGCCUUUCCGAUGAACAAGAAAUGUAGUGUAUAGAUCGUAUGUACCUGUUUUAGCAUUUUGUUUGAUUUGUGUUAAUUUUGCCCUUCAGGAUUACAAAGCUUGCGUUGAAGAUCUAAACAGCUUGCUGAAGAUUGAGCCAAAGAACAUAGCCGCACAGAAUUUACUGCUGAACGUGCAAAAGAAAAAGUGAGCUUGUGAUUCGGAUGCCUGUGGAUGUGAAGGACCCUAUGCUGACCUGGUGUACAUGCCUGAAGUGCCUGUAUUCACCCACAGAAGCAGUUUUUCCUAUCUAUUUCCUGGCCUCUUUAACUUAGA
Coregonus sp. 'balchen' is the source of this 6035-nucleotide messenger RNA. The record is from the annotation of a GenBank genome assembly. Lineage: Eukaryota; Metazoa; Chordata; Actinopteri; Salmoniformes; Salmonidae.